GACGCUACAGCAGUCCGCUAACACUGCAGUGCAGCAGCCAACCAGCAACCAGCUAGCCGCUCUCGGAGAAAUAUGGAUGAAAUAACGACACAAGUCAACGGCUGUCAGACUGACCCCCUCCACAUGGGCCCGUAAACAUGUCCACAGAUGACAGCGUCUCUGAGGAUGUUUCCAGCUCGGGGGCUUUGAGCCAUUGCCACGUCAGCGCCGAUGGAGAUGCGGGGAAGGAGAGCGAGGCCUCUCUGGUGUCCUCCGAGGGCACGUCGGCCUCGGGGAGGCUGGCCGUCCUGGAGGAGAGGCGCCCCGACUCCCAGACCACCGGCGGCCCUGUGGAGACCAGAGCCCUGGACAUCACACCAGCAUGCAACAAAAUCAGAAGUCUGUGUUUGAGCACGGAUGAAGCGUUUGAGCAUGAGAAGCACCUCCCAUUCAUCAACCCCAGCUCCCUGGAGACCCUCCGGGCCCUGGUGCACGAGAUCCAGAGCAGCGGCGAGACCGACCCCGAGAUGUGGAAGGACUGCGAGAGCCGGUGGCUGCAUCUGUUUCAGCUGGUCGAAAAGCAAUACCAAGAGCAAAUCCUCGCUCAGCAAGAGCAGUACCAGUGCCAAAUACAACUGAUUCAGGAUGAGAUUAAGGCUCUGGUUCAGCUCCAGAACCGGCAGGCCUGCGUUCAGCCGCACGCCGACUUCUCCCCCGCCCCGCUGGCCACGAGCACCGCCAACACCAAGGACUUUAUUUUUCCCAUUUCCCUCAAAACGGCGCCGGCUGACAGCGAGGCCCCGGCGGCCCCCGGCCGUUCUCCCGUCAGCUCCCCCUCCUCCCCCCCUCCUCCCCCCAGAGCGGAGCUCCACAUCCAGGGGGAGGAGCGGGCCACCACGGUGCUCAGCAGCGGCUACGGCACGCUGGGCGCCUGGGAAACGGGCCUGGAAACCGCCGAGGGCCCGGGGGAGGACGGGGAGGAUGAUCAAGGGAGACCCCAGAGCCUGUGGGGGACCCCCCCCCACCAGGACACAGCAGGGAUCGGACCCCAGCAGGACGUUUCCAAAGAGAAGGAUGGUCCACAUCAGAAAGGCUCUGGCACCAGCCAGCAGCUGACCUCCUGGGCCCAGAGGCAGAAGCUCAGGCCCAAGAAGAGCAAGGCGGGACCAGUUCCAGCCCAGACCCCGGAGGCCCAGGGCCGGCCCGGCGGCCUCAGAGAGUCCGGCAGACGCACGCCGCCGGACAGCACCAACUCCCCGGACGAGCAUCGACCCGCCGGGCCCCCAUCCAGCUCCUUUUCCCUCCGGAGGAGCGACAGCCUGAUGUCCGAGGCUUCAGGCCUCACAUACUGGCGUCUGAACGAGUGUGAGCUGUACCGGCCGCUUCCAGACAGCUUAGACAGCGGCGCCUACCUCUUUCUACAAGAGGCCUCCACGGGUCUGACUCCGCCUCCGGAGCCCCGGAUCUCCCUCAGAGAGAUCUAUCAGAACAAGCAGAAGGAUUGUACGCAUCCGGACUGGGAGGGCUCGCUCACCUCCAGCCCGCUGUCGCCGCAGGUGUUCGCGUUGGACCCGGCGGCCACCGCGCGGCAGUCGGACCGCACCUCCGGCUUCACCUCGCCCUCCCACUUCAGCAGCCCCUCCUUCGCGGCGCAGCCCAGACUGGGGACCCCCGGGACCCCCGACAGCAUGGCGGGGAGCCCCAACCCCGGAGACACGGACUGUAUCUCCGACAGUUCCAGUGCUUCGGCCUCCAGGGAACCGGCUAACUCCCGGGAACCAGCCUCCAGGGACCCUACCUCCAGGGAACCAGCCUCCAGGGGCCUGGCCUCCAGAGGCCUGGCCUCCAGGGACCCCACCUCCAGGGACCCCACCUCCAGGGACCCCACCCCCCGGGGCAUGGCCCGGUCCCCCUUGGGGGGCGUGGCCCGGCCCCCCCAGCAGCGGCGCCCCAGCGCCCCCUUAGCCAGCGAGGAGGAGGGCAGCCGCACACACACCAGCACCCUGAAGCCCGGGUCAGCCUCCAUCGGCCCUCACCCGGAGGGAGCUUCGUCCUUAGAGGACCCCGUCGUCCUUUCCCUGCUGAGGCAGAACCUGAGGGAGAAGCACUCCCGACAUGUGGCCGACCUGAAGGCGUACUACGAGUCCGAGAUCCAGGUCCUGCGGGACAAGCUCAAGCUUAGAGAUCUGCCUCAAGAUUUAGAGAAGAGCAACCAGGCGCUAACUGAAAGGUGUAAACAUCUGGAGAAGGCUCUGGCAGACGCCACCGGCCGCGUGCAGGAACUGGAGGCGGCCAACAGCUCGCUGGAGAAAAAACUGGCGGAGUGGCCGGAGCGCUACGCGGUGGCGGGCGCGGCGGUGAAGUCCCUGCAGCAGCGGCUGGAGGAGGGAAAACGGUCGGGCAGAGAGAGGGAGGCGCAGGCGGCGCGGCUGAAGGCGCGCGUGCGGCAGCUGGAGGAGGAGGAGCAGAAACAACGGCGGGAGGCCGAGGAGAGGGAGGCCAGCAGGGAGCAGGAGCACAAGAUGCUCCAGGACCUGCUCGGAGAAUACGACUCUGUGAUGAACGAGCACGAGGCCGUGAAGAACAAGCUGCUGUCUGCAGAGAGCAAGCUAGUGGACGCCGGCGAUCACAUUUCUGAGCUGAAAAGGGUCAUCUCUAAGCUGGAGUCUCAGGUGAAGCAGCUGGAGCACGAGAACCAGGCCAGGCUCAGAUUCGCGUCCCACAGUAACACGCAGCCCUCCGGGGCCGGCCUUUUCCACCACCCGGACCUGCUGCUGUCGCCCAGUAAGAGCAAACCGGAGCCCGACGUCACCCGCAGGAAGUCUCCCUGUAACCUGUCCGAGCAGCUGGGCGGGGGCCGGCGGUCCCAGCCGGGCGCCCGCCGGAGGCCCCCCCCCCCCGCGGGCGACCACUCGUCAGGGACGGGCAGCUCCGUGGACGCCUCCUCAGCCGGGGGGGGCUGGAGGUGUGCGUCUCCCCCGGAGUGCGAGCAGAGCGGCGGGCAGCGGGAGGCGGGUUGGAGGGACGGGUCCAGCCCGCUGACGCCCGUGAUGAGGGCGCUGAUCGAGCUGGAGGAGACCAAAGCCACGGAGGGCCGGGCCCCCUGGGGGGGCCACCAGAGGACCACGAGGAGUCUGUCCCCGGAGGGCCACAGGUCCUCCUCCCUGCCCCCCCCCGCUCACAGAAACCUCCCCCCGGCUACGCCCACAAAGAGAGAAACGCUGCUCACGCCCAUGUCCGCAAAGUCCAGCCCCAAACGCUGCCCCACAGAGAACUACUCCACAGCCUUCGGCCACCUGAUGCCACGGGAGGAGCACCUGCUGCAAAGGCAGGACGGAGCAGCUGAUAAGAGGAGGCACUCGAUCCACAGCAGCAGUCCCAGAAAGAGACUCCAGUUCCCGUCGGCUGAAAACGACGACCUCCUGGAGCAGGCGUCCCCGGGCUGUGUGAUGGCCCUGGGGGGGGAGCAGCGGGGGGGCGGUGGACCGGACCUGCUGGACUCCUGCGAGGACUCGGGUCCGCUGACCCUCAGCCGGCCGCAGUCUCUGGCCGAGGCCGAGAGGCUGUUCGACGAGCUGACGCAGGAGAAGCUGCAGAUUGAGGCGGCUUUGAGCCGGAUGCCUGUAGCCGGCGGCAGAGUGAGUCUGCAGUCGCGUUUGGACGAGGUGGCCUUGGAGAAUCGUCUGGAGAGACUGAACCGUGAGCUGGGAUCCAUCCGAAUGAUCCUGAAGAGAUUCCACGUCCUCCGAUCUUCUGCCAACAUUUAGCCCCGCCCCUCCGAUCGCCCCCCCCUCUCACCUGUACAGCGAGGACCCCCCCCCCCCGACCCCC
This is a messenger RNA of Menidia menidia (Atlantic silverside), 3810 nucleotides long. Lineage: Eukaryota; Metazoa; Chordata; Actinopteri; Atheriniformes; Atherinopsidae. The record is from the annotation of a GenBank genome assembly.